Molecule: messenger RNA, 2278 nt
Organism: Drosophila erecta
Lineage: Eukaryota; Metazoa; Arthropoda; Insecta; Diptera; Drosophilidae
Product: frizzled-3
Exons: 2
Coding region: 226-1980 (584 amino acids)
Biological process (GO): non-canonical Wnt signaling pathway; canonical Wnt signaling pathway
Cellular component (GO): plasma membrane
Molecular function (GO): Wnt-protein binding; Wnt receptor activity
Source: RefSeq, a predicted model, not a curated record
AGUCGAGUCGCUGGUUAGUUCGUUGGAAACAGUGAAGAGUGGUGGUCGCGUCUCGCAGUUUUCGGAGCGGGUCUUUAUGAACCGGGGAAAUACGUAAACCACUGAGACCCAAACAGCAAUAUCAACACAAACUAUUUUUUUGGCGUGCUCGCGAGUGACGUUUGAACAGAAAGCCAGAGAGCCUGGAGUGGCCAACAUGACCUCCUGAAAGUAUUUGGCAUCGAAAUGUACGCCGCCCUGAUCCUGAUCCUGCUCCUGCACCUGACAACCGCGUCCAGCAGUGUCGGCCAGAAUGGCCAGAAUGGCCCGGUGGCCUCCGGAGCAGGCCCAAACGGAUUGCAGUGCCAGCCCAUAGCCGUGUCCGCCUGCCAAGGCCUCGGCUACAACAUGACCGCACUGCCCAACCUGGCAGGUCACACCAAUCAGCUGGAGGCUGAGCUCCAGAUCGCCAAACUGGUGCCCCUAAUAGAAUCCGGUUGCUCGCGUCGCGCCCGCUUUCUGCUCUGCUCAUCUCUGUUUCCGCUGUGCACGCCGGAUGUGCCACGCCCCGUUGCCGCCUGCAAAUUGCUGUGCGAGACCGUAAGAGGGGAGUGUAUGGAAAACGCUCCGCCGGAACUGAUGGAGCUGUGGCCUUCGUUCCUCAACUGCGACGGGCUGCCGCAGCCGGAGAAGCACGAGCUGUGCAUGCAGAUUCCCCAGGAGCUGGCUGGGCCAGGCGGGGGUCCAAGUGGUCCAAGUGGCCCGCCCACCACUGGUUCACCCAGCCUCGAAGACCACCCGCAGACGUACCGCUUUUGGAAGAGUGGAGUACCACCUGCCUCUGGCUUGGGCGGCGUCCUGUGCCCGCAGAACUUUAGCGGCAGUCCCUUCAAUCCGGAGGAGUGCGUGCCCCAGUGUCAGCGGGACGCCUUCCACACGAGCUCUCAGAAGAAGACGUCUGAGACCCUGAUCCUGGGCCUUUCGGCCGUCUGCUUCGUCCUGACCCUGUUCGCCCUGGUGACCUUCUGGGCGGAGCCUACCAGGUUUGGUUACCCCGAGAGACCAGUGCUCUUCCUAUGCCUCUGCUACAACCUCUUCAGCGUGUGCUAUCUGGAGCGGAUUGUGUUCCACAACCAAGCCAGGAUGCACGACGUCGAGGUGCAAGGGCGCCUGAUGCGACCGGGCUGCUUGCUUACGCCACCUUGCCUGGCCUCCUACAUAACCACCUCCUAUUUAAGCCUGUGUGCCGCCAGCUGGUGGCUAAUAUUCGCCCUGUGCUUCUACCUGUCCUCCCACAAAAAGUGGUCCAGCGAGGCGUUGGAGAAGCGAUCCGGCCUGUUCCACGUUCUGGCCUGGGUGCCACCGCUGGCGCCUCCCAUUGCCGCCCUGCUGCUGGAGAAGGUGCGUCCGAGUGAGCUGACAGGAAUGUGCUAUGCACCGGGUUUUGUGGAACUGCCUGCCCUGGUCCUACUCCUGCUUGGGCUGUACUUCACCCUGAGAGCCUCCAGGUCCCUGCUCUCCCUGCAACAGGAGCUGCAGCCCACCCUGGCCCACCACCGAUUCGGGCAGAUCCGGAAGCGCUUCGUGGUCUUCUCCCUGCUGUACUUCGCACCCACGACCGCCGGCGUGGUGGCGGCUCUUUGCGAGCGCUACGCAGACUCAGUGCCCAGCUGCUCCACCCCCGAUGAUUGCCUCUCCCCCACUCCGCUCAGUGCCUGGCCAGCGCUGGUCCGGAUAUUCUUCCAGCUGGUGGGCGGAACGUUGACGGGCUUGUGGGUGUGGUCGCGCAAGACCUGCGAGAGCUACAGAAAUCGGCUGGGGGCCAGCGGCACACCCACCUCGUCCCUGAUGAAUCAAAGCAAGUCGGCCGGAGCUCUGCCCAAAAAGCACUUGUACACGAGUGGGAAAUCCAUGCUGCCCACGGGGGGAAUCACUCCUCUAUAUGCUGGUAUUAGUUUUCACAAUGUGCCCGUCUACAACCCCAACCAAUCGAGAGUUUAGGGGCUCCAGGCACACCUCUACCCCACUAUUGUACAUAUAACAUACACAUCAUAGAAGGCUUUGAGCCCGGAUCAGGUAACAUGAUCGAACAUACGCCUAGUUUGUAAGCCCGAAAAGGAGAAACUGAAAUGUGUUAAUAGCUUUAUAGAUCGCGCUCCCCAAUUGCCCAUCACCUCUAGUUUUUAUCAGUAGUGCUCUAGCUAGUCCUAAGUCUGUAAAUAGUAACAAGUUUUGUUCAUGCCUUAAAUAUUGUAAGCCUGCCUAGUAGAAUAAACUGUAAUAAAUUAUUUGAAUUAAA